GAGUGUCGAGUGAAGCAUUUCUUCUUUUCUUUAAAGAGAAGGUCUUGUAUCCACGAACACGGGACUUUGUCCAUGAAAGCUGUACACACACAUGGAAGAAAGAAUUCCUUGUCUGGUUUUGGCCUUAGGUAGGAUAAUUGAUUGAUUGUGAGAGAUAGAAAAAAUUUAGGGGGAAGCGAGCGAGCGAGCGAGCGAGGCGGGCGCCAUGGCACAGUCUUGGGUGGACGUGGGCGCUGCUGUUUGGAGCUUUGUUCUCUUCGUACCGCUUUUUCUCCUCCUUUUCUUUGUGGGGAUUGGCAAAGGAAUUCUAAUCGCUCCUUUGGCACUGGCUAUCAUUUUCGUGGGCAAUGUGACAGUUGCUCUCGCUCUCUGGCCAGCAUUUGUUUACUGGAUUUAUGAAAGCAUCAUCAAGACCAGAAAGCUGGGAUUGUUAUUGAAACUCGUAGCAGCUUUGUGUGCUCCAUUACCUCUCGUGCUGUGGCCAGCAGCUGUGAUUUGCGGCAGCGUUCUCACUGGAUUGGGAUAUGGUUUCUUCACGCCGCUGGUGGCAACUUUCGAGGCCGUCAGCCAGGGAAGAACGAACAAAGCUCGCUCCUGCAUCCUGGAUGGAAGCUUUAGCACUGUCAAAGGAAGCUGCACAGUAGUACGCGAUUUUACGGACUGGUGUUAUCACUCGUGUCCUGCUUAUAUUGCAGACUUUCGCGAUGGAGAGGCGAUCGAUGGCCCAUAUAACAUCAGGCUGCUCGAGAUCCCAACGUGUUUUGUCGCUGCUGUUCUUGGAGUUAUGGUGGACGUCCCUCUCUUUGCGAUCAUCUCGCUCAUCAAAAGCCCGUUCAUGCUUGUAAAAGGCUGGGAGCGUUUGCUGGACGAUCUUAUCGUCUCGCAGGAGGGAACUUGCGUCAAAGUUGUGUGUGUUCCAUUCGCUGGCCUCGCGAUUCUCCUGUGGCCUCUGGUUGUGGUGGCCGCGGUGGUAUCCGGGGUUUUUACCAGCAUCUUUGUGGGACUCUACGCUGCUGUGAUCGUUCACAAGGAGAAUUCAUUCAAGUCUGGCUUGGCUUAUAUAGUGGCUAUGGGUGCGGAGUUUGACGAGCAAACAAAUGACGUGCUUUAUCUUAGAGAAGGAUCGUGUCUUCCCAGGCCGAGCUAUAGCUCACGGGUCUCCAAAGCUGAAGAUGUACUUCCAGAUCCAGAGAAGGGCCACUCCCAGAAGGCAGUGGCCAAGCAGCCAGCUCCGGAACAAAAGCCUUCCGAAGCUGGGAUGAUCAUCCCCCAGCUCUCCGCGUCGAAAUCUCUCAAGCGAAGUAUACAAGAUGUGAAGAUGGUCCAGGUCUGGGAACAUAUGUUUAAGUCGUGCUGCGAGCACAGCAAAGAUUUGAUUCACAAGGGAGUCCUCAAGACCUCGGACCUGGAAGAGUACCUGAGUGACAAGUCCAAGAACAAGCUCAUAGCCGUGAAGUUGCCGGCGUAUUCUUUGCUCAUGAACCUCAUCUUCUCAGCCAAGUCGAGCUCCACAGGCUUAGUUUUGUAUAGUGGCUUGGAGCUGACAGUCUUCAAUCGUCCCGAGGACCGACUGCUGGAUUGGUUCUUCGAGCCGCUCCUGGUACUCAAAGAGCAAAUCCGAGCGGCCAAGCUCCAUCCCAGCGAGGAGCGAUACUUGGAAAAGCUGACGCUCCUGAGCAGCGACGCCGAGUGGGACAAUGGAGCCAUUGCACCGCAAGACAACGUUCGCAAAGGAGAGCUAGAAGCUCUCAGCAGAAGGAUUCAAGGAAUUUCCACCAGCGUAUCCAGAUUCCCAACUUUCCGCCGGAGGUACGAGAACUUCAUCAAAUCUUUGCUUGUCUACUCGCAAGCGAGCAGCCAAACACCAGCUGCGGUAUGAUCGUCCUUUGAUAGUUAUAGUUUAGCACGCGAUUCUUAUGUACAGAUGCAGAAAGGAAGAUACUUUAAGUUAGUUUUGUGAUUGAGAGAAAAAAGAAAACCGAGAAAACUUCUGUAAAAAUCUCUUUUUUACUAGAAUUUUGUGUGUGAUCGAGCGAGA
This is a messenger RNA of Selaginella moellendorffii, 2038 nucleotides long. RefSeq lists its product as uncharacterized. The coding region runs from base 206 to 1879 and encodes 557 amino acids. The transcript has 10 exons. The record is from RefSeq and is a predicted model, not a curated record. Lineage: Eukaryota; Viridiplantae; Streptophyta; Lycopodiopsida; Selaginellales; Selaginellaceae.